Messenger RNA from Capsella rubella, 2633 nucleotides. Its product is annotated as mechanosensitive ion channel protein 3, chloroplastic. The record is from RefSeq and is a predicted model, not a curated record. Lineage: Eukaryota; Viridiplantae; Streptophyta; Magnoliopsida; Brassicales; Brassicaceae. Bases 389 to 2407 code for a protein of 672 amino acids. Gene Ontology annotation, biological process: transmembrane transport. Gene Ontology annotation, cellular component: membrane. The transcript has 14 exons.
GCAAAAAAAGAAGAAAAUUGAAAAAAUAUCAACCAAACUCAUCAUUUCAUUUCGUCUCUAAUCCCAAAACUCGGAAAGAAGUGAUCGUUUUGAGAUGAGUCUGCCACGAAGAAGCGUAUUUUAGUAAGACUACGUGUACCUCCUCCUCGCGCACGUUAGCUCUAGGCAUGUCUUGUGGUUGUUGUUGUUCUUCUCGGAGCUAAAGCAAGAAACUCAUCAACAACAACAAGACAGAGACGAAGAAGACGAAGAAGAAACUCACUUCUCUCUCUCUCCCUCUCUCAUCUUAUCUGAUUGCUUCUCCUCGCCGUUUUGUUUCCGAUCACUCUGGGUUUUCUCAAUUCCGUACGUAUUAGGAUAAUUGAUUGUAUAGAGGAGUUUAGUUGGGAUGAUGAUGCGUACUGUCUCUCUACCAUUGUCUCAUGAUCUGAAUGUUCAUAAGAUCCAUGAAGCUUCUGGAUACCAUAAUAGUGUUGCUGGUAAAAAUCGUAUGUCUCUGACUCGGACUGGUCUGCUUUCAUCAUCAGCCACGAGACAAGACGUUUGGAGUCUUCAGCUUCUGGAGAGCCUGAGUGGUUCAAUAGUACCUGUAUCAUCUAGGUGUAAUGCAUUCAUUUGCCGGUCAGCUGUCUUGCCUGGGAAUGGAAAUGAAGGCCCCAUUCUUAAAUCAACUGCAGUAAUCUUCACAAGGGCAUAUGAUGCUUUACGCGGAUAUCCUCAUUUAGUGAAACUAAUUCCAGCCGUUGGGAUUCUUGCAUUUGCUACAUGGGGUCUUAGACCCCUUCUGCGCCUUGCCAGAGCUACCAUGUUUGAGAAGGGAAAUGAUGCAAAUUCACAGAGAAGUAGCACGCAAUACAUUGUUGUGUCAUAUCUCCAGCCUCUACUGCUUUGGAGUGGAGCAAUCCUUUUAUGCAGAACAUUGGACCCAAUUGUAUUGCCAUCAAGUGCCAGCCAGGCUAUUAAACAGCGUCUUCUGAGCUUUGCUCGGUCCAUGUCAACGGUGUUGGCAUUUGCUUGCUGUUUAUCAAGCCUACUUCAGCAGGCCCAGAAAUUUUUUAUGGAGACAAAUAAUCCUGCUGAUACCAGAAAUAUGGGUUUUAGUUUUGCUGGAAAGGCUAUUUACACUGCUGCAUGGGUCGCUGCUGUUUCAUUGUUUAUGGAACUGUUGGGUUUCUCUACCCAAAAAUGGCUAACGGCUGGGGGUCUGGGGACAGUACUGCUCACUCUUGCUGGUCGUGAGAUACUUACAAACUUUCUAUCAAGCAUUAUGAUCCAUGCGACACGACCCUUUGUUCUGAAUGAGUGGAUCCAGACCAAGAUAGGAGGCUAUGAUGUUUCUGGCACAGUGGAGCAUGUCGGUUGGUGGUCACCUACAGUUAUCAGAGGUGAUGACCGUGAAGCAGUUCAUAUUCCAAACCACCAGUUCAGUGUAAAUAUUGUGAGAAAUCUUACUCAAAAGACGCAUUGGCGCAUCAAAACACAUCUAGCCAUCAGUCAUCUUGAUGUCAGCAAAAUUAACAAUAUUGUGGCCGAUAUGCGCAAGGUGUUGUCUAAAAAUCCUCAAAUCGAGCAACAAAAGAUACACAGAAGAGUCUUUUUGGAGGAUAUAGAUCCAGAGAACCAAGCCCUGAGGAUCCUAAUAUCUUGUUUUGUAAAGACUUCACGUUUUGAAGAAUACCUCUGUGUUAAGGAAGCAGUACUGUUGGAUCUUCUUAGAGUUAUUAGGCAUCACGGAGCACGUCUAGCAACUCCCAUUCGAACAGUACAGAGGAUGCGUAAUGAGGCUGAGGUGGACAGUGCAGGAUUUUCAGACAUCGUUUUUAAUCAAGCAGCGAUGAACCGCCGAUACAUGCUGAUUGAGCCAUCGUAUAAAAUCAACGGUGAUGACACCACAAAGUCUUCCACACCUAGCUCAGUGCAAAAGAGUGAAGAUAAGGACCUUCAAGAAGAACUAUUAGAAACCAAGGAUGAAACAGAAAACAACGGAUCAGUGCCGGUUUCAAAUGCCAAAAAAGAUAAACAGAAAGCGGCUCUUGGUUUCAACUCCAGUACAGGCACUAAGGGUUCACCAACCUCAACAUCCGACCAGCCAGUAGCACAAAAGUCAGAAGAAAAGAAGAAAGAGAGUGCGGGAGAUUCAAAAAUAGCAGAGAAGGAUGAAGUUUCUGAUGACGAAGGUGCAACAGAGCAGACAUUGAAAUCUAAAGCUAAACAAGGGACAGAAAAGAGCAGCGGAGAUUCGAAAGCUCGAGAUGGUGGUGGAUCAGGUACCAGUUCUUCGCUAGAGGAGAACAUUGUUCUUGGUGUUGCGCUGGAUGGCUCAAAACGUACACUCCCCAUUGAUGAAGACCUUAAUGCAUCUGGUGCAUUAAUGGACUCUGAAGAGCUUGGUAUUGGAUCGGAAUGACCGAAAGGAGAAAGUAAAUUUGUGUUCCAAGCAAUUUGGAUGCAUCUGUAGAAAGUAACAAACAGAAAGUGGAGAAAUGAGCGCAGACUCUGUUAAUUUUUUUUAAGCUUAGGGGUUUGCGCCAUUUCAUCUCUGUAAAUAAUUAGUUUUUGCGAUUCAUAAACUCAAAAGUAGUUUCUUUCUCAAGUGACUUCUUAGUUUGAAAGGUUUGAGCUGUUUUAGAAAA